CCCAAAACCAAACGAGAGUGUCUGGCGUACUGCGUGCCACUGGUUCCUUUUAUUCAUGUCUCUUCCCCUUGAUACCUUGGCCAUUCUCAAGCUUAUUGAGUCCACCUCCUCCAACAUUUGACAUACGACGCCAACACCACGCUAAACAACAAUGAUACGGCCAGCUUGGGCCUCCUUAGUGACGCUUCUCCUCCUGUGGUCCUUUGUAAAGGCACAAGAAUGUAGUGAGACGGUUCCCUGCGAGAAUGGCUGCUGCAGCAAGUUUGGUUUCUGUGGUUUUGGAAAGGAUUAUUGCAGCGACGAUGUUUGCAAGAACAACUGCGACGCAAAGGCGCAGUGCGAUCCUGGAGACUUUGGGGAAGACUUUGUCGAGCUUGAGAAAUGCCCCCUGAACGUCUGCUGCUCCAAGCACGGAUACUGUGGCACCACGGAAGAGUUCUGCGGAAAGAAAAAGGUCGACCGGCCGUCGUGCUCGAAAGACGACAGCAGCUUUUCCCGCGUGGUUGGCUACUACGAGUCUUGGUCCGAGGGUCGGCCUUGCAACAGAUUUUACCCAGAGCAAAUUCCCAAGGGUAUCUACACACACAUCAACUUUGCCUUUGCUGGCAUCGACCCCGACACUUAUGAGCUGGUACCUGCUUCUCAGUCUGACAUUGAACUGUAUGAGCGUGUUGCCGCUCUUAAGAAAAAGGACAGCCAGCUCAAAGUUAUGAUUGCUGUUGGUGGUUGGACCUUUAAUGAUCCUGGACCGACGCAGACGACCUUCUCUGAUAUUGCAAGGAGCGAAAAGGCACAAAAGGCCUUUAUCAAGUCGGUACUCAGCUUUAUGCAAACAUACGAUUUUGAUGGCCUGGACCUCGAUUGGGAGUAUCCUCAAGCUGAGGAUCGUGCUGGGCGAGACGAAGAUUUCGAGAACUUCCCCAAGUUUAUGGCGAAUGUGAAGAAGGCUCUGACGGACUACGAAGUCAGUGUUACAUUGCCAGCAUCAUUCUGGUACCUCCAGCAUUUUGACAUUAAGAAGCUUUCGAAGUAUGUUGACUUCUUCAACAUGAUGACCUAUGAUUUCCAUGGAGUCUGGGACAAGCCCAACAAGUGGGUUGGGCCGUAUCUCAACUCUCAUACGAACUUGACGGAGAUCAAGGAUGGCAUGGAUCUUCUCUGGCGUAACGACAUUAGUCCAUCCAAAGUCACACUGGGCAUGGCGUUCUACGGUCGAGGUUUCACUGCCACAAGCCCCAAUUGCCUAGAGCCUGGCUGCACGUUCGAGUCUGGAACACCAGCUCAAGCUUGUAGCGGAGAAAUCGGCGUCAUGCUGAAUUCGGAGAUUGAGGAUAUUAUGGCGAGCGAAAAUGUCUCGCCAGUUCUCGACAAGGAGGCAGCGGUGCAGGUGCUGACCUAUGGAGACGGAUACUGGGUCACAUACGACGAUGAGGACACCCUCCAGCUCAAGGCCGACUUUGCAAGGAGCCAGUGUCUCGGCGGAGUCAUGGUGUGGGCUAUAUCCCACGACACAGACGAUGCCAAGUACUCGAUUGCACUGGCCAAGGCCGCUCCUCGCAAGAAAUUCCCGUGGGUCGACUUGCUCCUUGCAGACAGUGAAUCAGGCUACACCUAUGACGAACACUACAAAGAACAGUGCCGUUGGACAGGCUGCGACGAGAUCUGCCCGAACAACUGGAUUCGUAUGAUGCGCAAAGACAGCAAGGCUCGGGACCAGGAAUUCAUGGUCGACAACACGGGAUGCGACGGGCGAGGCAGCCAUAAGCUCUGUUGCCCCCCUGACCAGGAUAUUCCCACCUGUGGAUGGUACACGCAUCACAACGGCAAUUGCGACGAGACUUGCCCAUCCGGCACCAAGGAGAUUGGUAGCAACGCGGCUUACUGUGAUCUCAAGGGUGGUGCUCAGGGCAUAGCUGGCGCCAAAAAGUAUCAGGCAGCAUGUUGCACGGUGGACACCCAGAGCAUGGAGCUCUACAGUCAAUGCUCUUGGCAGGAUUGGCCCGUUUGUGCCAAUGGCAGCUGCGGGGAUGACGAUACCAUUGCCGAGUCCCAUACGGGGAGCGGCGAUGCCAGGUGCAUUGGCUGGUACUCCCUCGAGGACUCGGACGGGUUUGGUCCCAGGAAGUACUGUUGCGACCAGCCUGACGAGAACACUGCGUGGAGUAGCUGUGACUGGUAUGACAAUCUCGGUUCCUCUACGUCGGAAUUCCCGUCCGAUUACUGCCAUGCCAACUGCCCAGACGGCGAUGUUCGGGUGGCCAUGGAGCAAAGCGAAUGCGCUGGUGGAAGCGCAAGGGCUCGCUGCUGCAAGCCGGAUUAUAAGACAUUGACGAAGCGCUUCUCCAACGACGAAGACGUUUACUAUGAUUCGAUGCUCGACUCUUUCCUCGACGAUGCUGUCUGCGACUCUGUGUCUGACAUUUUCGACUGGGACCCCUUCAAGAGGGCCCGCGCUCUUUCUGAUCUGAGCCUGUACAGGAGGGCGGACGACAGCUCCUUUCUGAAGUGGCAAGCCGAGAGCGCUACCAUUUCAUUGAUAAGUGUCCUCUUUUGGGGAUCUCCACGGCCAGCCACGAUCGACGUUUGGGACAACCAAAUCAGGGUCUCUGUCUACAACAGCCUUUCGUACGAGAACCUGGCGGACUACAUUCAGAAUGCGGGCAGGGAGCUUUUCAUGUCGCUGGGCUCAAGCCAGGGCCCUCGGUACGUGGCCUGUAACAUGGCCCUGUUGAACCAAGACGUCGGCGGUGACGGAGAUGAUGGCGGCGGCUCAUUCAUCACGGACUGUACGUGCGAGCGAGAUGACUGCUGCCAGGAAGACGACGACGAGUGCAUUGCUUUCGGAGAGCAAAGCCUUCGGAUUGCCGCCCGCAGCAACGAGAAAACUUACAGUUGGUUCAUACCAGAUCCGUCGACUGGAGAAACGGUGGAUCUCUCGUGGUAUGCACCAGAAUAUCCCAUUGCAACCGACCUGAAACCCGUAGAAGACCUUGCCAAGCUCACAGAGACAUGGUUUGCCAGCGACAAGUGCGCCGUGCUCAGGCCUGUGACCAAGAGCAUCCUCCGCAAUGGUCUCGUACAGACAGACGUGGCGCAAAUGGACCAUGCUUUCGAGCGAAAUGCGAUCGUGUCGUGGGCCGACAGUGCAUUCGACGGAUUGCUCGCCGGGAAAAGUUCCGACCGGGACAAGUUCAUGCGAGACGGCGAGCAUUACUCGCUGCCUUUUGAAUUCUUUCAGAACACGUUGACGCAAGUCAAUUCUCCCGCGGGAAGCUUCCAGCUUCGAAUGAUGAAUGCUUUGGGCAGCAACGCAAACCCCGACGUCAUGACGCUGCUCUCCAAGGAACUGAAUCGUAUGAAGGCAAACUUCUGGCUCUACAAUCAACCGGUGGGCGAACGCAUCAACAAAUUCACCAAGGGGAAAAACAAAAGAGAUCUCCAAAAGGCCGGCGGUUUGAUUCGAGAUGUUAUAGCGGCGUAUCUGUGGCAUAAUGAGCGCAAGCCUAACGAUCGCCUCAAGACGGUGGUCAAUAGCUUGCGGGAGAUUCUGCACGAGGCAGAAGGUGUGCACUACAGCAGGUAUCAGGUCAGAGUGCAUGCUGUCGAGCAUUUCGAUGCCUGGCUUGGCUCUCAUUUUGCUGCCAUGAGGUCCAGUGUGUCAACAUUUGUGACAACGUACGCGACGACAUUGCUGGACAAGGACCACGUCCAGAACAACAAAAUCUGGCGAGCUCAGAUCAAAAAUAUGGAGAACAAAGGCAACAUACUCGAGGAUAUUGACACGGAGGGCUUCUUCCCGUCGCUGGAUGACGAUGGCAAUACAUGAGCUUGAUGAGAGGAAGAGGAAAAAUGACUGGCGUGCUAAAUGGGUCCUGCUCAGCCUGGUGUGAUGGAUCAUAAGAUUUACUAAUGAGUCUUAGACUUGGCUGGAGAAUAUAUAUGAGGACAGUAUAGACUGUGGGACUGAUUUUGCCUUGUCGACUUUGCGUGUGAAGCAGUAUCUUAUGUUCAAUUAUAC
This is a messenger RNA of Emericellopsis atlantica, 4018 nucleotides long. Its product is annotated as putative class V chitinase. The record is from RefSeq and is a predicted model, not a curated record. Gene Ontology annotation, molecular function: hydrolase activity, hydrolyzing O-glycosyl compounds; chitin binding. Gene Ontology annotation, biological process: carbohydrate metabolic process. Lineage: Eukaryota; Fungi; Ascomycota; Sordariomycetes; Hypocreales; Bionectriaceae. The transcript has 6 exons. Bases 152 to 3826 code for a protein of 1224 amino acids.